AAGUUGUGUUGUUUUGUGCUAUAUAUUUACAUCGUCAUUCAUUUUAGCAUCGGUCGGAUGAAACUAGCGCACUUCAGUGAAAGAAUCGAAAGAAAAAUAUCAUCCUACCGUUUUCGAGUAAAGUUUCGUCAUUUUACACAAAGUGUAAAAAGAACAACCCGGAAGUCAAAAAUUAUCAAACGCAACCGAACUUUUCUCGUUCCGUCUCAGGGAAAAAAUCCAACGAUGUUUCAGUUCAACGGAUUCAACAUGAUGUUUCCGGACCAUUCCCGUCCGUUCAACACAACCUACAAGUGCUACUCGGUUUCGAUGCUGCCCGGAAACGAGCGCCAGGAUGUGGAGAAUGGAGGAAAAAUUAUAAUGCCACCGUCAGCAUUAGAUCAGUUGACCAGAUUAAACGUGGAAUAUCCGAUGUUAUUCAAAUUGACCAAUAACAAAAUCAAUCGAAGCACACACGCUGGCGUGUUGGAAUUUGUCGCAGACGAGGGAAAAAUCUACAUCCCAUAUUGGAUGAUGCACAAUCUACUGCUGGAGGAAGGUGACAUCGUGCAGAUCGAAAGUGUCAGCAUUCCAGUGGCAACGUACUCAAAAUUCCAGCCGCAGAAUGUCGAGUUUCUGGACAUCACCAACCCGAAGGCGGUGCUGGAAAAUUGCUUGCGAAAUUUUGCCUGCCUCACCACGGGAGAUCUGAUCGCAAUCAAGUACAAUAACUGCUCGUUCGAAUUGUCUGUGCUGGAAACGAAACCCGGUCCAGCUGUAACCAUAAUCGAGUGUGACAUGAACGUAGAGUUUGCUCCACCGGUCGGUUAUACCGAACCGAACAAGAGAGAUAAAGAGGAUGAACCGAUGGCAGUCGAUCCGGCAGAGUUGAUGCCGGAACCGGCCGGAUUUGUGGCAUUCAAAGGUGCCGGGACGCGGCUGGAUGGGAAGAAGAAGAAGGAAGGUGGAUCCAGUGAGACUACGCCAGCACAUCGGGUGAACUAUGUGCGAGGAAUUCCGGAUUACGAUCACCCGUUCGGUUUGCUGCGGUUCGAUCGAACCCUGCGGAAGGUAGAAACGAACGAUAGCAAAACCGAGGAGGAUACGUUCAAGGCGUUCCAGGGGGAAGGGUUUAGCCUGAAGAAGAGUCGAAAAUGAGCGGGCGAGGGGCGCAUUUUAUUUUCAGUUGUAAUUUUCUAAUAUGCGUACUUUGAAUAAAUUAAUCAAUCUAUUGCGUGAUAUGUGCUAAUAA
This is a messenger RNA of Topomyia yanbarensis, 1231 nucleotides long. It is a transcript of the gene Ufd1-like, whose product is annotated as ubiquitin fusion degradation protein 1 homolog. The record is from RefSeq and is a predicted model, not a curated record. NCBI's taxonomy places the organism in Eukaryota, Metazoa, Arthropoda, Insecta, Diptera, Culicidae. Bases 58 to 1137 code for a protein of 359 amino acids. Gene Ontology annotation, cellular component: VCP-NPL4-UFD1 AAA ATPase complex. Gene Ontology annotation, molecular function: polyubiquitin modification-dependent protein binding. The transcript is spliced from 4 exons.